AUGGUGUUUAAUGACUCCCAAGAGAUUCUGGAGAUACGACACCUCUCGCUAAAACGCGUAUGUACCUUUUGACGAAGUUGUGGAGGCAGUUAUUCAUUCUGAGCACCCGUCUAAGGCACCGUUGUUCGGCAGUCUUGUCUCCCGUUUCCCUGGAGUGUAUCUCAGCACGCUGCAAACGAGCAGACCGGACUCUGCGCUGUCUGAAAGCAGCCUAUCUACGGAGGAAGAAACUUGACCAGCGCAGACAAUUUACCCAUGUGGGAACCCGAACUUGCUAUGGUAAGCCUUCUUAUACAUUAGUGCGCCCCUUUCAUUUUUGCGUCGUGUUUUUAGAUGAUCCCCUUUUAUCGACCAGACUGCGUGUUCCAAACUACGAUAUUUGUUUUUCCAAAUUCAUUUUCUGAACAAAUUCAAUCUACUGUGUACUCAUUACUCCGUACCUAUCACGCUUCCCCAUAACGGACCACUCAGACUAUACGCUAUAUCAGCGUAGAGACUAGAUGAGGGAACGGCAAGCGUAACUGAUGCCACAUAUUGAGGUUUGUUUGCACACCGAGGUGCAAGUUCAUGCCGCGCCAGUUACUUAUGCCCAAUCCCCACGCCAGACCGGUGCUCAGUGUGAGGAAUUUAGAGUGGGUUCGACACAGAGGAUUUCGUCCACGCAGUACGCAACGCAUGUUCCUCCCCAUAAACUAUUUAACACAAUGCCAAUCUAGCAUAAUGCGUCAAAGGCCGCCGCUUGAAAGGCUUCCACCAGAAGAGGUGGAUCGGGCUUCUCAGAACGCUGAGUCAGAUCGUAAUGGCCCCUCCUCAAAGUUAUCUUCAUUGUACUAGCAACCAGAUGGAAUCUGAGUUGCCCCCCGGCCAUCUCUCCACGAAAACCCGAUCCAAUCUGUGAGGAACGCCCUUGUUUGGCCCGCGCAGGCAGACUGUUUGGAUUUGUCUGCCGCCUGCGCCUCAUCCCGUCUCUAGCCUUCUUGUUUCUAUCACGUCAUCGGGCACAGGAUAGUGAGAGUGUGGUAGGUGCAGAGCAAGUCUACUAACACCAUGAACUUAUCCACGUGCAAGUCACCGUCCUUGUGCCCACUGUACUCUGGGACACACGUACGUUAGGUGGGCUAACUCAUGAAAUGUCAAAGGAAAUUUCGAAAUGAGUUUUUGUUUCGAAGAGAUUAAUUAACUAGGGUUGUAAAACUAAUCAUACUUCAGCAUAAUCCUAUAAUGAUCCAGUUACCUCAGGGUGUCGGCUUUCGAAUGAAUUUAUUUCUGACUGCAUGCAAGAACUAUGAUCUGCAAAAAAUGACUACUGAAUUAGCAUGCAAUUUUCUCAUUGAUUUUCGAUACCCUUGAAAAUUAAAUUAUAUUUCAUGGAAAACACGCAUAAAAAUAUUCAUUUUUACUCAUUCGGUAGAAAAUCACGUCUUCUUCCGGUUUUAUACUCGAAAGAAGGGUAUAACUCGGUUUUCAAAAGCUUUUUCAAUCCCCCAAUAGUUUUGAACCAGACCUGAUGUUACACUUACAUUCAGGGUUUCAAAACUAAAAGCCGUAUAUUUUUGUUUACGAAAAACCAUACAUUUCUCUACGGUAUUAAGAGGAGACCAUAUGGGGUUUAUAAAAGUAAGCAGCGGGUUCGAGCAAUAUUGUUAGCUUUACAAGCCACAUUGUUAAAUGCAGAUACAUGACGUUUUAUGAACGGCCAUUUCACGGUAAUGAAAAAUCUCCCAAUUAGAAACUUCUCUGAAACCGAAUUAUAAUUUUCUGUCGAGUAUAAGAUCAGAAGAAGUCGUGAUUUUCUACCGAAUCAGUAAAAGAAUGAAUAUCUUUAUGCAUGCUUCCCAUGAACUAUAAGUGAAUGUAAGAGCAUCGACAAACAGUGAGAAAAAUGCAUGCUAAUUCAGUAGUCAUUUUUUGCAGAUCAUAGUCCUUGCAUGCAGUCAGAAAUAAAUUCAUUCGAAAGCCGACACCCUGAGGUAACUGGAUCAUUAUAGAAUUAUGCUGAAGUAUGAUUAGUUUUACAAUCCUACUUAAUUAAUCUUUUCGAAACAAGAACGCAUUUUGAAAUUUCGGUUGACAUUUCAUGAGUUAGCCCACCUACUGCAGCAGUUGAAGUAUCGUCACGAAAUUUAUGUUCUCUGAUUACAUUUAACUUCAAACUGGGAAGAAAGUGCUUCGAUUUUCCUCUGUGAACUGUUGAUACUACACCCCUAGUCAUACUCAUCGGGAAGUCGUUACUACUUGCACGAGAGCCACGACGGCCGCGAACCAUGUUAGUAGUGAUCUCGUCAGUUCAAUUCAUCAAUUGGCAAAAAACGUCACCUGCAUAUGCCAUCAUCUCAGACACUUCCUCAAUCGGUCGCACUACCACAGGGUAAGUGUCGAAACUUUGUCCUAAAGUCGUCCUAGACGGGAAUAUUUCAGGUGUUGAGAAAAGUAGUGCUGGGAUACAUAGACCUCGCUAUUUGCCAAAUUCCAUGAUUUUCAAUACCUUUUCAUAAAACCCUGUAAGUUACUAAAGAAUAUUUUUUCAGUAUUCCGUAUAAAAAAUUGCGAAUAGAAGCCCUACUGAUGAGUAUGCAGAAGCUACGCCUUCAAGACUCAAGAGCCGCACUCUUUCGCCCAGGUAUACCAAUGGAUGCGGACUAUGUUGUACAGUGAGUGACCGAUCUUGUGGAAUUUUGGCCAUAAUUUUGAAAUGUGUUUUCGAUUGGAAAGGAUCACUUAGGUGGGGUUGUAAUAUUGAUAAGCAUGUGGCCUAAUCCUACAAUAUUUCGCACUCCCCAGGGUGUCGACUUCCGAAUGCACUUCGUUUCGGCCUCUGGCAGGAACCACACUCAGUAAAAAGUGCUUACUUAACUAGCAUGCAAUUUUCGUAUCGAUUUUCAAUGGCCUUCCAAAUAAGAACAUAUUUUUUGGAAAAUCUGCAUGAAAAGAAGCUUGCUCAUGCUCAUUUGGCAGCAAAUCAAGUCGUUUUCGCAUUUUAUACUGGAAAAAGAGUACUUUUCGGCUUCAAAAAUAUGGCCUAUAAUGAUAAUUUUCAAGACUGUGCAAUGUCCAUUCAUACAGCAUCGUAGCUCUCCGUUUACCAAUGCUCCUCAUUAGGUGUUCGUCAUAGUCCGCAUCCGUCGCAAAUUCUAUGAACUCUAUAUCGUAUCUUCUUAGAGGCAUAGAGAAAUAUAUGAUUUUCCUUACGCGGAAAGCAUGCACCAUGUAGACUGAAAUCGCUAAACGCUAAUGCGGCGGCUGAUUUAGCUCAUGAUUAUUCGAGAAUUGGGAGGGUUUUAAAAACCAAAAUAUGGCCUUUCUUCGAGCAUGAGAUGUGAAGACAGAGUGAUUUUUUUACCAAACAAGUAGAAAAAAGCAUAUUUUCUGUAUGUUUCCUAUAAAAUAUAUUUGAGUUUGUAAGGCCAUUAAAAAGCAAUGUGAAAAUUCAUACGACUCGAGUAAUCAUUUUUUACCAAGCGAGGUUUAUAGAGGAGGUUGCAAGGAAGUGCAAUCAAAAGCCAACAUCCUGGCGAGUCCGAAGUAUCAUGAGAUUAAUAACCCCACAUAGUCGAAAGCGAAUUUUAGAAUUUUGGCCGACAUUUCACGAGAUCGGUUACUGAGUUCAUGAAGAGCACUAGCAAACGGACAUACACAAUGCUGUAUGAGUGGGCAUUGCUGAUGACGGCUUCUGUGUCAGAAACGGACAUUCCGGUCUCCCUAAUCUUUGUCGGUACAAUGCAAUUUACAUUGAACAGUCUUAAAAGAUCUCCUAAUUAGAAAUUAUUUACAAUCCGAAUAUGCCCGUUCUUCGGGCAAGAAGGGUUAAGUAGGAGAAAGCAUAUUUUGUGCAUGUUUUCUAUUAAAAAAAUUUGAAUAUACAAGGCCAUCAAAAACCAGUGUGAAAGUGAAUACUACUUGAGUAGACAUUUUCUUACCGAGUGCGGUUUACGCAGGAGGUUAUAAGGAAGUGCAUUCAAAAGCGAACAUCCGGACAAGUUCAAAAUAGCGUACGAUUAUGCCGCAGGAUAAUCUACAUUAUAACCCCACCAACUUAAUCUUUCCUAGGCGAGAAAGCAUUUCAGAAUUGCGGCCAAAAUUUCAUGAGAUCGGUCACUGACUGUAGUUGAAAAUCGAGUUCCAUAUCACAAUUAUGGCAGAGCGAGGUCAUCAAUGUCAACAAACUACGCCAAUAGCUACACUGAGUGACCGAUCUCAUGAAAUAUUGGCCGAAAUUCUGAAAUGCCCUUUUUGAUUAGGAAGGAUUACGUAGGUGGAUUUUAAAUACUGAUUGUUACGCGGCAUAAUCCUCAUCCAGGGUCGCAUACCACGCGCACCCCUGCUCCCGCCCUUCCUGGGGAAUGUGCAUGUUUUUCUGGGCGUGUGAGGAGAGCGAGAGAGAAAUUGCUCGAUUAGCAGGACAAUAACAACGUCUCCAGUCUCGACAGCUCGUGCUACCGCCCUUUGGCGUUUCUCAGAAAAAAGCACUUAGUAAAUGUACGCAAGGCAGGUCUGGAGGGGAUGGGAUUGGGGCGGUCCAUGGUGCUUCGACUGCAUUCCUCUGAUCAGCCCUGCAUUAGAGCAUCGAAAAUCAACAUGAAAAAUAAAUGCUACAUAAGUAGUCAUUUUUUACCGAGUGUGGUCUAUGCAGGAGGUCGAAAAGAAGUGCAUUUAACAGCUGACAUUCUGGCGAGUCCGAAAUAUUACGGGAUUAUGACGCAUGAUAAUGAGUUUUACAAACCCGCCUAAAUAAUUCUUACUAAUCGAAAACGCAUUUCAGAAUUUUAGCCAACAUUUCGCUUCACUCACUCUAAUUAUUGACAUAAGCUUGUCGGGUCUUGGUGAAGUCCUUCUGCCUUAUGACAUGGAACUCUAUUUUCAGUUACAGUCAGUGACCUAUUUCAUGAAAUGUUGACUGCAAUUUUGAAGUGCGUUUUUGAUUAGGAAAGAUUACGUGGGUAGGGUUGUUGUGUAGGCCAUCCUGCGGCCUAAUCUUUUGCUAUUUCGGGCGUUGGCUUUUGGAUGCACUUCUUUUCGACCUCCUGUAAAAACGGCACACGGCAAGAAAUGACUAACUACAUAGUAUGCACAUUUCAUACUGAUUUUCUAUGGUCUCCCAGAUUCAAAUAUAUUUCAUGGCAAACAUGCGCGACAAUAGGCUUUCUUUUAUUCAUUUGGUGGCAGUUCUAAUCGUCUUCAUAUUUCAUACUGGAAAAAAAGUUUCUGAUUUUGAGAUUGUUAAGACUAUUCAAUGUUCAUUCAUAUAGUAUUGUACCUGUCCAUUUAUUAAUGCUUCUCGUGAAGUGGGUAACCGGUCUCACGAAGUGUCAGCCGAAAUUCUGAAAUGAGUCUCCGAAUAGAAAGGAUUACUAAGGUGGGGUUGUAGCAUUAGUCAUCAUUAGUGAAUCGCCAGGAUUUUGGCUCUUGAAUGCACUUCCUUGCAGCCUCCUGCAUAAACUGUACUCCGUAAAAAUGACUACUCAAUUAGUAUGCAAUUUCCGAAUUUCAGCCAACAUUUCAUGAGAUCAGCCACUCACUGUACGCCCCCUCUAAAAGACAAACAGACACACCCUCGAACUGCCCAGGGCCCGAGGCAGCAGGCCUGA
This is a messenger RNA of Spirometra erinaceieuropaei, 5585 nucleotides long. The record is from the annotation of a GenBank genome assembly. Lineage: Eukaryota; Metazoa; Platyhelminthes; Cestoda; Diphyllobothriidea; Diphyllobothriidae.